AUGGGGGUGCUGCGGUUGGGAAGCCUGACGGUGUUUCUAUCGGAUACCCUGGUUAGUGCUUUCACGACAGGUGCUGCCGUCCACGUCGCCACGUCCCAGAUCAGGCACGUCUUUGGUCUUCUACUCCCAAGGCACGACGGACCCCUCAAAAUCGUUUUGACGUAUAGAGAUUUCUUCCCCAUGAUCAUGAAAUCGAACAUGGCAGCCGUGGUCAUGUCCUUCAUCACCAUGUUCGUCUUGGUCUGCAACAACGAUUACUUGAAGCCGUGCCUGGCCAAGAGUUGCCGAUUCCCGGUGCCGAUCGAAUUGAUCUGCGUGGUUAUCGGGACCGUGGCAUCCUACGGGGCGGAAAUGGACCGCACUUACAACCUCAGCACUGUCGGCUACCUCCCAACCGGGCUGCCUGGUCCAAGGUUGCCACCCCUCUGGUUGAUGGGUGAGGUGGAUUUCAUGAUCCAGUGCCUCGUGAUUGCCAUCGUCAGCUAUUCUACAUCCAUUUCCUUGGCCAAGCUAUUUGCUCGCAAGGCCGGCUAUCAGAUCUUUCCCAAUCAGGAGCUUCUGGCAACGAUAGCAGACCUGAAAAAGGCGUGGCGGGUAAGCAAGUUGGACGCGUUUGUCUGGGUCAUGACAUUCUUGUCCGUGACCUUGAUCGACAUCGACUACGGCCUUGCCAUUGGGGUCGCCUCUUCUCUCUUCACCUUGAUCUGGAGAAACCAACGAGCUUACGCCUGCGUCCUGGGACAUAUACCGAACUCAGGAAUCUACGUCGACAUUCGCCGAUUCUAUUUAGCAAAGGAGGAGGAAGACAUAAAAAUCCUACAUUACGGGGCAGGGAUCCACUUCGGAAAUCGGGAGGCAUUCAAGCUGCAGGUCUACAAGCUGACACAACUGGAACCCGAGAAAUGGGAGAAGGAAAUAGAGAAGAAGAAGAAGCAGAAAGGGAAGAUGGUGACGGAGGGAGACAGCUGCUCUGAGUCGAAAGCAGCACCUGAGGAAGUAGUAAUACGUCGACUUCCUUUUCGGCAUCUUAUCCUGGAUUUGACGGGAGUAAGUUUCAUCGAUGCAUCAGGCAUCUCCACCCUCGUCCACCUCAUCACCGAGUAUCAAAACAUCGGCGUCCAGACAUACUUCACUGGAGUAAAGGAACCACAGUUGAAGAUGUUCCGAAGGAUGGAAUUCUUUGGCAUCGUGCCCCUAGCUCAUUUUUUCCCAACUGUGUCAGAUGCAGUUCUCCAUUGUACCAAAGCCACUGCCGAUUUUCAUGUUUGAAAUUUUCCUAGGUAGCAUUCCACAAAUCGGGCGUAAGAG
This is a messenger RNA of Darwinula stevensoni, 1308 nucleotides long. The record is from the annotation of a GenBank genome assembly. Lineage: Eukaryota; Metazoa; Arthropoda; Ostracoda; Podocopida; Darwinulidae.